AUGGCGGACUCGGAGGACGCCACAGGCGCGCCGCGCGCGAAGCGCACCGCCGAAGAGGCCGAGAUUGUCGAGGCGAACCGCGCGAAAGCGCGGCAGAGCCUCCGCCGCAUGGCGUCGCACCAGGCGAGCACGACGGCCCCUGCCUCGAUCCGCGAUGCACGCGCCGCGACCAAAGAGGCGCCGAUACCCCAGGCCCAGGCGCUGCCCCGCGACAAGGCCCUUGGCGACUAUAUCGAGUUUGACUUGACGCGCCUACGCAACUCCAAGGGUGGUUUCCUGGUGGAAGAUGAGGCGGAAGACCCCGUGGUCGCGCUCGAAAACCUGCGCAAGGAGCAGGAGCGUGAGAAGCAGCGGCUGCGCGACCAGAUGGAGCCUGGUAUCAGUCUCGACCCUACGACGCGCCCCGUGUGCGAGGUGUGCCAGUCGCCGGACGUGAUGUACGAGCCCUUUCUGCGUGUCUUUAACGUGCGCGUGUGCCGCUCGUGCGAGCGCACACACCCCGAGCAGUACUCUCUCCUGACCAAGACAGAGGCAAAAGAGGACUACCUGCUGACCGACGCCGAGCUCGCGGACGGCGAGCUGCUCCCCCACCUCCUAAAAAAAAAUCCUCAUAAAUCGACCUACAGCAACAUGAUGCUCUUCCUACGCAAGCAAGUCGAGGCCUAUGCCUUCUCCGACGUAAAGUGGGGCAGUGCCGAGGCGCUCGACCGCGAGUACGCGCGGCGGCAGGCGGACAAGUCGCAGAAGCGCGUGCGAAAAUUUGAGCAGGGCCUUGCGCGCCUGCGCCGCCGCACGAUCCGUGACAAUAUCUGGCAGGAACGGCGCGAUGCGGAGCAUAUCCACGACUGGGAGUCGCUCCCCGGCAGCCUGCAGUUGUGCCGCAGCUGUGGGCAGCGCGUCGAGGUCGAGGAGCUGUAG
This is a messenger RNA of Malassezia japonica, 918 nucleotides long. It is a transcript of the gene RAD14, whose product is annotated as DNA repair protein rad14. Gene Ontology annotation, molecular function: damaged DNA binding. The record is from RefSeq and is a predicted model, not a curated record. Bases 1 to 918 code for a protein of 305 amino acids. Gene Ontology annotation, biological process: UV-damage excision repair; base-excision repair; nucleotide-excision repair involved in interstrand cross-link repair. Lineage: Eukaryota; Fungi; Basidiomycota; Malasseziomycetes; Malasseziales; Malasseziaceae. Gene Ontology annotation, cellular component: nucleotide-excision repair factor 1 complex. The transcript has 2 exons.